AUGAGCAACUCCCUCGACAUCGACAAUGCGACGCUCGCCGGGCUGUUCUCCAGCUCUAUUCUGUACGGCGUCUUCCUCGUCUUAUGUGUCGGAUGCCUCCACGUUCUCUUACCCGGUUGGAAGCUGGAGCGUCCCAAUUGGCUUCUCGUGGUCGCCGCCGUUCUGAUGUUCAUCCUUAACACGGCUGUCCUUGCGCUAUCAUUCUCCAGAACACAGGAUGCGUUCAUCUAUUGUGAUCCUGAUGCACUCACUGUCGAAAUGGAAGGAGGUGACAAGGACGACAUUGACGCCCGCGUACAUGGGUUAAGCGGACACACUACUCAUCUAUCACUGUUGGAUCGUCUGGAAAAGGCAAUUUGCGCGGAUCAAGCUGCAGGCAUUGCGCUCUCUCCUGAAGGACCCGACGGUAUCUUCGGACCGUCAAUUGCUCCCUGGAUCACGGCCGUCCUGGCCAUCACACUCUUUCAAAACUUACUGGUAACGUCUCUCAUCGUAUAUCGGAUCUGGAAAGUCAACUCUAGCAUCUCGGGCUCAGGCGGCACUACCGUAUUCGUUUGGCUCAUGACGUACGUUGCGACCAGUCCAUCGGAGUACGUUCUAGUCGACUGUAUCAACCCUGCAAUCGGCAUCACUUAUUGCCUCCUUGUUAUCCGCGUGCGCACGAAGGGCACCCCCACCGCGCCUGAAACAAGCGGCCGCAUCUCUGGUGGUCUGACGAACCAAUCUCACCCCAUGCAAGUGAUCUCAGUCGAAGUUCAUCGGCAAUAUCACACCGAUCCCAGUCCGGCACGCGAUUCCGUGUCUGAUUUAGGGUUAAAAGACAGUGAACAACGGAAGACGGGGAUAUACUUCGACGAGUCUCGAGUGUGA
Dacryopinax primogenitus is the source of this 870-nucleotide messenger RNA. RefSeq lists its product as uncharacterized. The coding region runs from base 1 to 870 and encodes 289 amino acids. The transcript has 6 exons. NCBI's taxonomy places the organism in Eukaryota, Fungi, Basidiomycota, Dacrymycetes, Dacrymycetales, Dacrymycetaceae. The record is from RefSeq and is a predicted model, not a curated record.